AUGGGUGGCACCAGCUACCGCCAUGUCCGUUCGGCACUGACCUCUCGCGAUCAUGAAGGAGAAUGGAUCAAAAUCAGCGGAUGCGUGCAGGAGUUUGUGCUUCCGGUUGUCAAGCAAACCAAAUAUCUUGGCACCUUGAUUAGCUAUCAGCAGUUUGAACUUGCCACCACCAGACACAGACUGAGCCUUGCCAAACUUGCCUUCAACCGCCUGAAGCGCUGGCUCACCGCCAGACGGGGUCUUGCCGCAGAAGCACGCAUGCGAUUGUGGACCACAUGUGUACUCCCAAUUUUGACAUAUGGCAUUUUCACUGUCGGCCUCACCAAAACCUGUUUGCAGCUGCUGCAGCAGACCAUGUUUUCGAUGCUGAGACAAGUUCAUCAUGAUCAUGCCUUUGCCACAGGUAGGACACAUGCAGAUGCACUGACUUUUCAUAACCUUGACUCCCCGCUGCGGUUGCUAUGGAGAGCUGCUGACUCUCUGCAUCGGUCUGUUACCAAGCCCCCCUUGUAUCGGCAUGCAGAUGAUCUGAGCACUCAACUGGAUUGGACACCCUUGCAGAGCAUGAAGGAUUUGAUCCAGCAUGAACUUGACCUAGGUUUGGUAGUCCACGGACCUGUGAUGCCGGGAGACGAGGCUGUUUGGCCAUUUGAGCAUCGAUGCCCACAUUGUGAGUUUUCCUCUGUUCAUUUGCCUGUUUUGCGACGCCACUUGACAGUUGAACAUGGCAUCACUCGAUAUCGCCAACAUGUUCCAGAUCCUUCCCAUUAUAUGCAUCAUGGUUUACCACAAUGCACCCUGUGUCAUGCUGCAUUCACAACAUGGAGAUCCUUUCAUAUUCAUGUGCAACGGGGAUGCCAGGCUGACACUGUGGCACUGCGCACUGCCCGACCUGUGGCACCAUUUCCUGAGCAAUCAAUGAGCCAGCCUGUCACUCGGACUGCCGAUACCCAGCCAGCUGGAUCAACUCUGAAGUUGACCAAGCAUGAGAUGGAUGCGAUUCACCGUCAUGAGUUUGGACCUCGUUUGCUGACCCUAAUUCAUCAACGUCGAUGGCCUGACCUGCUGAGAGAACGGGCUGGUUGCUCAUACCUGUCCAGACACUGCCUGCUUUGCGGUCAGUACGUUGGUAGAGCCCAGGCAAUGCAUCAACAUGUGAGAAUGAUGCACAAUGCAUAUAGCUCCCUGGUGCAGACGAAGGCAACCCAGUUGACCAACUUGCAUAGCGAUGAAACACCAUGCUCUGCCUGCGGAGUGACAUUCAUUUCGUCACACUCUUGCAAUGUCUGGUUUCAGGUAGCCUUGUUGAUCGUGCAUGGCCCUAAACCCACGCAUGGUGUUGUGGAAUCGCCUCCUGAUGGGCUAAAAUGUGAAAUCUGUGGCAAACAAUGUGCCACGACUCAGGAGAUGCACCGCCACUUGCAACAGGAUCACAAGCUGGUGAGCUCAGUUUGGCACGAGAGCCGUGAUAGCUUUCAGGGUGAACCGGUGUGCAAUCACUGCCACAUGCUUUUCCAGACGAUGGAAGGCCUUCGAAGCCACAUCAACCAGGGGCGCUGCUUGCAAUAUGACCCUGAUGCUUCUACAAUGCCUUCAGCAGUACUGAGCACCUGGACAUCAGCUUGCUGCAAUGGGCAAUUUGAGUCCAUCUUGUUGGACUCCCGCAACAGGAUGAGAUUGACACUGCAUUGCCAAUGCUGUCCCAAAAGAUGCACUCGAUCUGCGGACCUGUCGGCCCACUUGCAAAGCUCUCACUCCAGCCUUUGGAAUGAGGCCAAACCGUUGGUUCACUACAUGGUCCAGAGGUACUACAAGACCUUGGGCUGCAUUUGCAACCCGUCUUGCAAUGUGGUUCGACUGCAACACAUAUGCAUGCCAUUUUGGCAACUGGCAAUGCAAUUCCACCGGCUUCCCAUGGCCAUUUUCAUGCCGGCCAAGCUGACCAUGACCGAACUUGCCAGGGCUCUCCCACAGCACAUUCCUGCUGAUUUGCGCUGCACAGUGGAACAGGCUCUUUUGCGGUACGACCUUGGGACGCUCUGGACAGAUGCCUUGCUUUUGGAUGCCUGCAGCAGCACUUGCUUCUUUUGUGGCAUUGACCUGCUGGCGAUGGAUCUAUUCUAUCAUUUGCAUGAGGCACACCAGGGAAUGCAUCCGGUUGUCAAGACAUAUGUUGCACAACUGCUUCAACACGCCAUGGAUCACAGUGACAAUGAUUAUUGGCAGAUGGGCCAAGAGGGAGCCUUGAGCCAGAUGCUGCAGACCUUCCAAAACCUGGCGCCGAUGCUGGACACAGGGCUGAAGCUUUCUCCCAACCCAGCGGCACCCAAACGACAACGCAGACAGGACGGGGCCAUAAAGCCAAAAGAAGAAAGCUCUCAGCAGGGGCACGGGCAAGACGCCCAUCUCGACCAACAAAAACUGCUGAUCCUGAUGGCCAAGCUGCUGCUUCGGGUGGACCGAGACUUGCAGGUGAUCCACCGAGAGACAACAUUCAUCUUCUACUUCAGCUGCAAGGAUCCAAAGGGCGUUCUCCCAUUGAUGCUGCAAGAGGCGGAGACCUGGCAUCAAGCAUCCACGGAGAAUGCAUCAACGUGGAAGAGACCCCUGCGCCAGGUUUUGCUCCAGACCUUGCUCACAGCGCUGACGACUCGGGUCCACAAGCUUCUGGAGGCCCCGGAGGACUCCCCACUGAUGGAGGCGGCCAAGAGCUCCAGGAUUCUCUUGGAGAACAAGACCAUACCAUUCAUGGAAUGGAACCCGCAGGAACAGAAGCUCCAGGUCUCACAGAAGACGCCCGUCAGUCUGGCCAAAAUGAGCGAGCACUGUCUGGAACUCCAGGAUGGCUUCAAGGAUCCAACCUUGAUUCAGAAGUUCCACUCACUGCCGGCGAAACCGGACUCAGCAGUGACACCAUGGAGACUUCAGAUGUCAUCCCGGGAGGCCAGGACCUACGAACUCAUGCUCCAUCUUGCGUACUCCCAGGUUUGGACGCUCUUGGCCACCAGUCUCAAGCAGCACAACCUGUACCAGAGUUCCCUGGCGGCCACCAUCGAGCAGAAUCUGGGACUCCGCCCCAAGGAUCUCAUGCGUUGCUGGGGACGAGAUGCGAUUGGACAGAUGUCCUCUUCAAUUUCUCAACAGGACUCUUCGGAGUUUGUUCAAGUUUGGCUGAAUGAGCUACAGUCUUCUGCCUUCCAAAUGCAGUGGGAAAAGCGGAUGACAGUGACAGAAUAUACUCAUAUGCUUGAUUUUAGCCAUGAACCAUAUGCUCCGAUUUGCUUGAAAUUUGAUGAAACCCAGAUUCUCUUGCCACAUUGCUCCAUGAAUUCACUGAUCGGCACCUGGCAGCAGGUGGAUGGGAUGCACACGGCUCUGCUCCAUCCGACCACCUGUAUCUGCGUUCACGUGGACAGAUGCGUGAUGGGCCCGGACAUGACAGUUCACAAGUGCCUUAGCAGGCUUCAACUUGAUGAAGAGUGUUUUUUUCCGGUCUUUGCAGAUGGGACGAUUCAGAGUGACUUUCAUGCCUAUACUGUUAUUGCGGCAAUGGCUCAUUUGGGACAUGAUGGCUCAGGGCAUUACAGGGCUGCUUUGCGUCUUCGCCCUAUGGUCCAAAAUCACACAAAUCCCAUUCAAUGGCUGGUCACAGAUGACUGGCGUGCACCGGAGGCGGUCUGGACCCUCCAAGAUUGGUUGCUUGAGAAUGUGACGAUGGUUUGGCUGGCGCGAUCAGAUUCCAUUCGACUGCCUUUUUACCGACAGGACAUGCAGCAGCCUCGAACAUCAGCCGGAGCUGACUUCGAUGCUGAGGCUCUUCAUCAACUUACGGAAGCGAAACAUCAUGACAAAGCGCUGCAAUUGGGCUCCGGCCCUGAGAAUCCCAGCCGACCACAUCGCGUUUACAGCAAUGUACAGAAACGGAGCUACAAGAGAGCUUUUCGCAGGGCAUUGAUGACAGGGAGCGCCUGGUACCGCGGCAGGUGCCUGACUCCAGAGCAAUUUGCCCCUGGCAUAUCACCACCUGUGACCACUGGAGGGGAUCCACCUUUGAAAUCCACUCCAUCUGCACAUACACCGAGAUGUCGCAUGCAAAUUGGUCAUGUAAAUGUUGGUGGAUUAGCCACCGAAAAGCUCCAUGAGAUAAAACUAUGGGCAGAACGUUCUGCCCUGGACAUUCUCCUGCUCAGUGAAACGCGCUGGAAUUUUGAAAGUGAGUGGACUGAUGCCUCCUGGUAUCAUCUCCAUACUGGAACAGCUACUGACAAGGCGGACGGCCUUCUGUUCCUUAUCAAGAGGAAGCUCUGCAGUUCCGAUCAAAUCAGCUUCACAGCACCGCUGCCUGGCCGGAUCGGCCACCUGCGCUUGCACUUUAACAAGAGAUCAGCUGCAGACGAGCAUGGCAGCAGCAAGAUGAACAUUGGCACCAGUUUCAUGCAAGUUUCACUCAAAGUUUUGCUGAUUUCACUGCACAGCCUCAUGAAGCUCCCAGACGGCACUCCAGCAAAUGCCACGGAAGUCAUGCAGAUGACACGAGAUGCACCCGCUGAUCAGCCCAUGGCCACAACUGGCUUUCAUGCGACAAAGAUCUACUUAUGCUGCCGCGCCGCCCCUGUUUUGUGGUCCAGUCACACUCUGCAUUUAUUUUACAAGCUGCGCGAUCUCAUCGAUGAAAAUUGGGUCAAGCAGGAUGACAUUGUCUGGACAAUCGACUGGACUCAACUCACAGCCCAGCUGCAAUUGAUUUACUGUACAUGGCAAGAACAACUUCAGGCCCUGCUGGCCAUACCAGCUGCAGAGGCUUUGAGCUCUCCUCACACCAUGACGGAGCCACUGGUGCCGGCUAUGCCUGCCGAGCAGGAGUAUCCAAAGCUUACACCUGCCAGGCUGACGUUAUUGAUGAGCAAACCAUAUGGUCACACUGCAUUGACACUGGUACAGGAACGCAACUGGGAAGCCUUGCAGCAACUCACUGCUGCCACCAUUGACUGGACUCACCAUUGUGUACUUUGUGGAGUGUAUUGCAAUCGACCGCAGGACCUGAACUUACACAUGAGAACGCAGCACCCGACACUGCUGCCACAUGUGAUGUCCAAGGCCAGUCAGUUAGGGAGAGCACAAGCGUCCAACUCUCCGUGCCGUUUUUGCCACAAGACUUUCCGCAGAGUUCAUCAAUGUCCCAUAAUGGUGCAGGCUGCCCUACUUUUGGUCAACACUGACAUGACGGGCACCUCAUAUUCCUGUCCAGGCGAUUCAGUUCUGCGUUGCGAUGUUUGUGGUGAGCAGUUCCAGGAGAUACUCCAGUUGCACUGCCACUUGCAUGAACAGCACCGUCUAGAACCUCUAGACUGGGAACCUCUCAGGGACAUGUUAGCUGGAUCUGAACCCGUGUGCUCACACUGUCUUGCCAUUUUUGCAGAAAAAUCUGCGCUUCGUCAGCAUAUCACGCUGGGACAAUGUAUGAGUUUCAACCCUGCUCGACAGCCCACAGAGCUUUCCGUCACAGCAGAAUGGCAGGAGCUCAUCACAUCUGGGGACAUCGCACAGCUUCAUCAGGCACCCCAGAAAAGGAUGCACUUGACCCUGCGAUGCCAAUUCUGUCAGACAGCUUUCCAAAGAACUGGAGAUCUUUCACUUCAUCUUCAGACAGUUCAUAGCAAGCUAUGGGGGGAUGCUCAACCACAUGUCCAGUUGCUUAUCGAAGCCAGUCAACGCAUUGGAUGCCUUUGCAACCCAAUGACCAAUGCCAGUGGUCCCCAGCAUAUUUGCGUUGCCUACAGGCAGCUUGGAAUGAUGGUGCAGAAGAUGACCCUCCCCAUGUUCUUGCCUUGGACUUUGGAACGGACUCAUUUGCGACAGUUUUUGCAAGCUGUGAUUUCUGAACCUGCUGGCAAUCAUUUAUGUGAAAUGAUUCAUACCAGACAAUUUGCCAUGCUUUGGACAGAUCCCAUGCUUGUGCGCUUUCUGCGCACCAGAUGCCUUCUUUGUGGACUCCAACUUCACCCUGCGGAACUCACUGGACAUUUGCAUCGUGUUCACGCCUUAGAUCUGCCUGACCACCGCACACUGAUGCCUCAAUUGCUUCCUGCAGAAAUGAAACUGCUCAAGACCUGUCCUCCAGAUCAGUCUUGGCUCAGAUCCAUUUGCAACAUCAGUGCCCAGUGGUUCUGCAAUUGGCACUUCUCCUUCAAGAUCAUGGAGUACGACACACCAUUCACAGCCGAGGACUCCGAAAUGUUGGAAACUUUCAAGCAAAUGAGCCCUCUGUUGAUACAGGAACGGUACGACAGACCAGAAGGAGACAGAAGCCACAAGAAACACAAGCCGGCAACACGUCAACCCGCAGAGUCCAAAGGCGAUACCACUCGCCUGUUAGAGGCGAUGGGUCAGCUCUUGCUGAAAGUGGAUGCCGAGCAACAAGCGCUGAAGCGACAAGACUCAUGGAUCUGCUUCAUGCAAGCCGAGUCACAGGCCAUCCUCCCUGCCCUGGUCCCGAAGGCGGCAGAAUGGAAGCAGAAGCUCAUGGUGAAACAAGAAGCGUCAGAUCAGCCAGCCCUUCCGCUACGGUGCCUUCUGACCCAGCACAUGGCCGAGACGCUUCAUCACAGGUUGACCAAACUGGCCCAAUGCAGCAACGAAGAUCCUCUGAAGAAGGUGGCAUUGGAGCAAGGCCUCCUGACUCCAGAAGGCCACUUUCCAUUUCAACGAUGGAAUGCCCAUGCCCAGAGUCUUCGAACCACGAGCCAAGCGCCCAUCUCUCUGCCGAGGAUGGUGAAAUACUCCGAGCAGCUGAUCGACAUCUUGAAAGACACCACUGCGACAGUGAAGUUCCACAGUCUACGACCGAUGUCGUCAGAGGCAGUGGUGCCCUGGCUUUGGCAGAUUUCGAUGCGAUCCGACGAUCUCCAAGUCCUGCUGACCACAUUGCAGGGGAGUACGGUAUGGACCCUCCUAGGCAUGUCGAUGAAGCCUCACGCCCUGUACCAAAGCAAACAGGGACAACAACUUCAGGCGCUGCUUGGGAAGGGUCACGGCAAGACUCAGGGCAAAGAACUCCUCUUAGAGGGUCAUCAAGCUGCAGAUGUUCAGCUUACCAGUGUAGAUCUGCCUGCGCGUGAAGUUCUCCUGGAGAGACUGUCCACUCUCCGGCUGGCAAAUGAUGCCAACUGGUGCUAUGUCAAUGCGGCUGUCCUGACAAUGCUGUGGUCUUUCUUGAGCAUCAGCACGUUCACACUAGAACAUUGGGGUUCACAUGCCACCCAGAUUGUGCAAAUGUUGAUGCAACAUGACAAUGAACCUGUGGAACUGUCCAGAAUUGCUUUUCUUCAACCCAUUUUUACCCAAUGGCAGAAUUUGGGCAAUCAGGGUGAUCCGGUGGAAUUUCUGGCACAUAUGAUGCGGGGUCUUUGCUUUACUGGCAUCAACUUGAGCUGGGAAAAACGUGUGCAGAUUGGCCUUCUGACAGAGGUUGUUGAUGAGAGUGAUGCUCACACUCCCUUGAUACUCAAGUUUGAUCCUGCGAUGUUGCAAGAUGAUUCCCUCACGCUGUGUCAGAUGAUUCGAGAUUGGUCCAAUCAGGAUGGCAUGAUGACGGCCUUGACCCAUCAUUCCCCGUUGGUAU
Molecule: messenger RNA, 7621 nt
Organism: Cladocopium goreaui
Lineage: Eukaryota; Dinophyceae; Suessiales; Symbiodiniaceae
Source: the annotation of a GenBank genome assembly